CCAUUCUCGUGACUUAUGACGUCACAUUCGCCAUGUUUCAUUCAGAAAAGAGGUGUAAUGUUUUGAUUCGGAAAUACUGUCAUUAGUCAUUAAAACUAAACCCGGAAAUGAUAUCUUAAGCCACACUUCAAAAGCUACGAUUUAAUAAGUGCAAACAGAAUAGACACGUUUUAAUAAUGGCUGGCGGUGGAAAUAGAAACUUUAAUUUCAAGGCAGUGCUUUUGGGUGAAGGUUGUGUAGGCAAGACUUCCCUGGUUCUCAGAUACGUAGAAAACAAAUUCAAUGAUAAACAUUUAACCACAUUACAGGCUUCAUUUCUUACAAAGAAACUGAAUAUUGGUGGAAAACGUGUAAAUUUAUCAAUAUGGGAUACAGCCGGUCAAGAGAGGUUUCACGCGUUAGGACCCAUAUAUUACCGAGACAGCAAUGGUGCAAUACUUGUGUACGAUAUCACAGACGAGGACUCAUUUCAGAAGGUGAAGUCCUGGGUGAAAGAGUUGAAGAAGAUGCUGGGAAAUGAUAUAUGCCUGUGUAUAGCUGGCAACAAAAUAGACCUGGAGAAGGAUAGACAUGUCACUGUGGCAGAGGCAGAGGCAUAUGCAGCAUCAGUUGGGGCAAAACAUUUUCACACUUCUGCAAAAUUAAGUAAAGGCAUUGAAGAAAUGUUUCUAGAAUUAGCGAAAAAUAUGAUUGAAAAAGCAGACUCGGACACAGCUACCCGACCAGGAACAGGAAAGAACAAUCGUAAAAGUGUGGUGGUGGUAGACGACAGCACACCCUCGCGGCAGGCAGGUGGGGGCGGGUGUUGUGGGGGCGGGGGGUCAUCAUAGCAACAACGUAGGCAACACACAGCACGCUUGAAUUCCAGCCAACUUACCCUGCUGUACUGCGAAUAUAUAAGAUACAGUUUGUGCUGAAUAAAGACAUUGAUUGUUGAUUGGCAAAGUAAAAUAUUGUAAAUAGUAAAGUCUAUUUUAGUGGUACGUACUUCUAACUUUAGUCUGUUUUAAAGGCCAGAAAGUGUUACUUUUUUCAGUUGAUGUUUGGGAGUCGUUACAAAGGGUGAUAUACAUACUUGUAUGUGAAAUAUCUAGUGUUAAGACCAUGUACAAUGUGCAAGUCUGAAUAAAUAUUUGUCUUGUCUUGUUAUUUUUUACCAUAAAAUGCAGGGUUUGUGUUUUCUAAGAAUGUCAUGGCAUAAGUUAUUUCAAAUACUCAUUUACAUGUGCUGAAAUGUCAUACCUGAUAUGUGCCAUUGAAAUCUUUUUUUCCAAAAAAUAAAACAACUUAAUGCAUGCAUACAUGGGUGUAUACAUUUAUGUCUAAUUAGUAUUCAAAGAUUUUUAGAAUUAGAAAUUGAUGUUGAACUAGGCUUGUAAGAUACCAAUACAAGCCUGACAGAUAUUGUCCACUGAAACCAGGAUCUGUCUUACUAAUACUUACAUACAUAAUGGUUUGAAGUGUAAGAUGACCUGAAACAAUAGAGUACAUGUUUAGAGGCUUUUGGUUAUAAUUGAUUGACAUGAUAAGUGCUUUUCCAAACAGGAUAUCUUGCAAAGCUCAGUUUUGCAUUAACAUAUUUUUGUGUAAUGUUUAAGUUUUUGACACCAUUAUCACAUGAUAUAUAUAGUUGUGAGAUGUAGAAGUAUUCAAAGUAAUUGCUUCUGGAAGUGGUGCCAUUGCAAAUUGUGACUUGUACAAUUCAUCCUCAUGUCUUAAAAAAGUCCCUUACUAUGAAUUGACUGUGAAUUUCUAGGAAAACAAUUAUAUUGCUUUUAUAGUAUGGAGUUAAGGUGUUAAUUAUUUAAAAAAAGGUUAUCUUUUGUUGUUUUAAGAAUUAAAGUAAUAUUUGUACAUUUGUUUAUGGUAGACCGUAAAUACAUGUCAUGUACUAGAUGUUGCACCUUGUUGUGAAGUAUGUUAUGUUUCAAAUGUUCAUGCAAGAAUUCUGAAAGUGAUUAAAUUGUUAUAUAAUUUAUUUUCUGUGUGCUUAACCUGUAAUACAUGUACAUCUAUAUAAAAGAUUGUCAUUACAUUAUUAUGAUGUGGCCUUAUUGACAAAUAGUUUUUGUGUUUGUGUUUGUGAAUUCAUUAUGAUCUUUUUUGUGUGCAACUUUGGAAAUGUGCAAGACCAAAUGAACUCUAUGUAUAGAAAUGGUUUCAAGAAAUAUUUUUCUGUUUUGAAUAGCUUUGUUUAUUGGUUCUAUUUAGAAAGUAAAUCAUUCUAAAUGAUCGUUCAAUAUAAUUUCUUGAUAUACUAGUAUUAAUAAAGGUCCUCAUAUGAAAGAUUGGAAGAAACAGUCAUUAUAUAUUUUACAAUGACAUUAUCAUGUUUAGUUGUCCUGUUAUCAUGAAAUGUGACUGUUAGAAACAUGCUUUUCUGGUAUGAAGCAGCAAAACAUGAUUUGUGCAUACCUGAACAAACUGAGAUGCUUUUAGCCAAUCAGAAUAUAAUGCUAGUGUGGAUGAUUGUUUGGUAAACACUACAGUUUGUACUCUUGCUACGUGUAGUCAAUCCAAGCAUUUCAUAAUUAAGUGAAAGAUCAGAGCUAACAAAAAAUUUAUUAUAUAUGAAAAUUGCUCUGUGAACAGGGGGUUUAAUGCAUAUGCUUAAAGUGUUGUCCCAGAUUAGCCUGUGCAGUCUCCACAGGCUGAUCAGGGACAACACUUUCGGCUUUUUAAUUUUUCAUUCAAGGAAAGUAUCUUCUCAGCAAAAAUCCAGUUAAGGCGGAAAUUGUCGUCCCUGAUUAGCCUGUGUGGUGUUUAAAGGCUUGAUAAAAUAUUUGUUCUUUUUAUAAUUCUUGUAGUUAAAUAUAUGUGCGCAAAUAAUACUUUUUUAAUAAACAUAAGAUAUAAAGAUUAAGUAUACUCUCUAUUGAUGGAUUAUUUUAUUUUUAUUGAAACUUCUCAUAAUACCUUCAUUUUGUGCUUUUUUGUAAACAUACUUUUUUUUCCUCUUAUUUAUUCAAUCACGGUUUGGAUUUUAACAUCAAAUAAAUCUACAAAUUGAUAAAUUUGGGAAUAGGCUUUUGGAACAAAAAUGUGAUUCAUCAUCUUCUGACUUUCAGAUUGAUUUACAUUCAUGUAUGAAGAUACUCAUUUUAUGUUACACAUGUGGUACCUUACAUUUAAGUUUUAAAAGGAUUACAGUUUCAAAAUUGGAAGUGCUUGUUUUGUAUUGAUGUUGAUGUUUUCGAUUUCUUGUGAAAGUAUAUAUUCUUGAAAAUCGAUUGUGUUUAAAUGAUAAUGAUCAUGUCAUCAAUAUCAUGUUCACAUACAUUCAUCAUUCAUAGCACCUUUUGGUUUACAAUCUGACGAGAUUGUCAGAUGAACAUGGACUACAUUCUGUUACUCUAAAUUGAAAGCAGUGGAAAUGUGCGAGACUUUUGUAUCUGACUAAGGUUUAUAGAGUGCUUAAAUUAAAUGUAUGUUUUGUUUGCAAAUGUAUGCUGUUUUCAUUGGCUACUUACUUUUUAGUUUUUCUUGCAUUAUAAUUACCAGAACUAUCUUGUUUGCAUUGUGAACAUUUCUGUUUCCAAAGAACCAGUACAUGCGUGUCAGUUCAGAAGCAAGUGAGAGUCCAUGUGUUGUUAUUUGGAUGUAUAUAUUUAUUGAUUAUUAUUAAAAUAAAAUAAAACAAGAACAGCUGAA
Molecule: messenger RNA, 3651 nt
Organism: Dreissena polymorpha
Lineage: Eukaryota; Metazoa; Mollusca; Bivalvia; Myida; Dreissenidae
Product: ras-related protein Rab-21-like
Exons: 6
Coding region: 177-830 (217 amino acids)
Biological process (GO): Rab protein signal transduction
Molecular function (GO): GTP binding; GTPase activity
Source: RefSeq, a predicted model, not a curated record